Molecule: messenger RNA, 2545 nt
Organism: Eublepharis macularius
Lineage: Eukaryota; Metazoa; Chordata; Lepidosauria; Squamata; Eublepharidae
Gene: LNX1
Product: ligand of numb-protein X 1
Exons: 12
Coding region: 166-2529 (787 amino acids)
Biological process (GO): ubiquitin-dependent protein catabolic process
Cellular component (GO): cytoplasm
Molecular function (GO): protein binding; metal ion binding; ubiquitin-protein transferase activity
Source: RefSeq, a predicted model, not a curated record
AUUUUUUUUUUCUUCGUACCCUAACUUGGACGCAGCAUAUGUCCCUCCUGUAAAAGAAUCCAUGAUUCGGCUGAGAACAAAGAUCUGAAGACUCGUACUACAAAGGACAGUAUUUCGGACGGAGCUCGGGUUUUCCCUCCUUGGAGAUAACGAUAGAAUUCUAUUAUGAGUCAAGAGGGUCCCCUGGAAGGCCUGGAAGCGAGCUCUGAGCCGCUGUGCGCCGUCUGCGGCCAGUCACACUUGCCAGAAGAGAACCAUGCCUAUAGCUACACAGAAGACAUGGAUGGUGAUCUGAUUUGCCACAUCUGCCUGCAGCCUUUGCUUCAGCCCCUGGACACGCCUUGUGGCCAUACCUACUGCACGGUUUGCCUUACAGACUUCUUAGUGGAAAAAGAUUUCUGCCCUGUGGACCGCAAAGGUCUGACCCUACAGACUUGUAGGAAAUCCAGCAUACUAGUAAAUAAACUUCUGGAUAAGCUCAUGGUUAGCUGCCCUUUCACAGAACACUGCUCAGAGGUCGUUCAGCGUUGUGAUCUUGAACAACAUUUUCAAAAUGGAUGUAAAGGAGCAUCCCAUUAUGGCCUUACUAAGGACCGAAAGCGACGCUCACAGGAUGGAUCUCCAGACUCUACUGCUGCUUUGACUGUAGCGGCUGCUGGCCCAGAGCUCUCUGCUGCUGCCUCUAUAGCUUUAAUGACAGAUGAGCCGGGUUUAAUUAAUCCAGCCUUCAGCGCCACCUCUGAGGACGGCCAGUCGGGACCCAGCUCUGCCGAUCUCAGCAGAAGCCACCAAACUAGAUCUCGACAUUUCGAACGUUCCACUAUAAGAAGCAGGUCUUCUAAGAAAAUAAAUAGAGCUUUCAGUAUCCUUCGGAGGACAAAAAGUGGUAGUGCUGUUGCUAACCGUGCUGAACGGGAACGAGAGAAUGUGGGAAAUAUGGUUGCCUCGGAGGAAGAUCCAGUGUGCCCCACACCAUUCCUUGUGCACAAAACACAAAAGCAUGCAGAAAAAUCACGAAGCAGAACCGGCAAAAGCAAGACAGAAAGUAUACUUCUUUCUAUGUUUAGCAGUUCAUCAAUAUAUAAGAAAUGGAAGUUUAAAGGGGCAAAGAAAGUGUUCCCAAGGUUAUAUCACCUCAUCCCAGAUGGUGAAAUUACCAGCAUUAAGAUCAGCCGCAGUAAUCCCAACGAACGUCUUGCCAUUCGGAUUGUAGGAGGCAGCGAAACGCCAUUGGUUCACAUCAUUAUACAACAUAUCUAUCAUGAUGGAGCCAUUGCCAGAGAUGGAAGAUUGCUCCCAGGGGACAUGAUCCUGAAGGUAAAUGGUAUGGACAUCAGAAAUGUACCACACAGGUAUGCCUUGUCAGUUCUGAGGCAGCCCUGCCAAAUCCUCCGGUUGACGGUACUCCGAGAGCAGGUGUACAAGUGUCGAAACAAUGGACUUCCUCUGGAUACUCCCUGCACCCGGGAUGACAGUGUUCAUAUUGUCCUAAAUAAAGGCAGCCCCGAGGAGCAGCUGGGCAUCAAGUUGGUCCGCAAGGCAGACGAAACGGGAGUGUUCGUUUUCAACUUGCUGGAAGGAGGCGUUGCUGCCCGAGAUGGACAGCUUCAAGAGAACGACAGGGUUUUGGCUAUUAAUGGCCACGAUCUUCGAUGUGGAAGUCCAGAGAGUGCAGCCCAGCUGAUACAGGCUAGUGUGAAGCAUGUACACUUCAUUGUGUCUCGACAAAGCAGGCCACAGACUCCGGAUAUCUUGCAGGAGGCUGGAUGGGAUUACACUGGUAGUCAUCAACCCUGCCCUGCGCACAGUAAUAGUCCUAACAAGGCUGCCCUCCAUGCAGUCACCAGUCGUGAAAAAGUGGUGGUUGUCCAAAAGGAUAACGUGGAGUCCCUGGGAAUGACCGUGGCAGGUGGUGCCUGCUCCCACAGGGAGUGGGAUUUGCCUAUUUACGUAAUAAGUGUUGAACAGGGUGGAGUCAUCAGCAGAGACGGCAGAAUCAAAACAGGUGACAUUCUGCUCAAUGUAAACGGAACUGAUCUGACGGGCGUCAGCCGCGGAGAAGCUGUAGCCCUUUUAAAAAACACCUCCUCAUCUGUAACCCUUAAAGUUCUAGAACUGAAAGAGUGUGAGAGCCUGGUGGAGGAGAGUGACUGGUCCCUGCUCAGCGCCCAUGUGAGCACCCCUGGUCCCAGUGAGUGGUCUCCUUCGUGGGUGAUGUGGCUGGAGCUGCCACGGUAUUUGUACAGCUGCAAAGAAAUUGUGUUACGAAGAAAUACAGCAGGAAACCUUGGCUUCAGUAUUGUAGGAGGACAUGAAGAAAACAACGGGAAUAAGCCAUUCUUUAUCAAAUCCAUUGUUGGGGGGACUCCAGCCUAUAAUGAUGGAAGAAUCAGGUGUGGGGACAUCCUUCUUGCAGUGAAUGGCAGGAACGUUUCUGGAAUGGUGCAUGCUAGUUUGCAAAGCAUGCUGAAGCAACUGAAGGGGAAAAUUACACUCACCAUUGUGUCCUGGCCUGGCACUUUUUUAUAAAGAUUCAUUUCAGGUG